This is a messenger RNA of Salvelinus namaycush (lake trout), 3472 nucleotides long. RefSeq names its product lysosomal-associated membrane protein 2 (gene lamp2). Lineage: Eukaryota; Metazoa; Chordata; Actinopteri; Salmoniformes; Salmonidae. The transcript is spliced from 9 exons. Gene Ontology annotation, cellular component: membrane. The coding region runs from base 86 to 1300 and encodes 404 amino acids. The record is from RefSeq and is a predicted model, not a curated record.
GAUGCGCUCGAGCUGCACUUGAAAGGUAGCUGAAGUCGUAAGCUGUUGUCGCUUCCUGAACAAGUCUUUUGGCUACCAAGUUAUCAUGUUUCGCUGUGCGUUUUUGAUUUUGUUCCUGGCUCUUGGAAAUGAACUCCAUCUAUCACAUGGGACUGAAGUGUCAGUCAACAACACGGAGAACAAAUUAUGCCUCUACGCCAAUUUGAUGGUCAACUUCUCAGUCACAUAUGAAGUUGGUGUAAAUAAGAAUGAAACUGUUCUUUUUGUACUGCCUGAAAAUGUGACAACCGAAGGGAGCACCUGUGAUAACACAACAUCGACAUUGAAACUCAGUUUUGGAGACGGGCACAGUUGGACAGUGGAAUUCGCUAUAAAGAACAAAACCUACCAAGUAGAUACCAUUGUCUUCUCCUACAAUCUCAAUGACUCAAGCGUCUUCCCCAACUCUACAUCAAACGAAACCAUGUCUGUGACAGGAAAGUCAAUUAUCACCAACGUGAGUGUGGACACCUACUACUCCUGCAAGAGUGAAGAUGUCCUGACAGUAGAGUCUGUCAUUCAGACACUGUAUGAUGUUGCUCUACAGGCGUUUGUGAUUAACGGCAGCAAAAGUGACAAAGACACCGUAUGCUCCGCUGACAUGACCUCCACCACUGUGGCGCCCACCACGACCGUUACCACCACAGCUGCCCCCACUUCUACCCCUACACUGCCCACGCCCACUACUGGAAAGUACAGCAUCACACCUGACGUCAACAGCACAGCCUGCCUGAUAGCCACCUUUGGCCUACGGAUCGGCUACAAGCAAGGAGACAAAGAGGAGACCAUCAACCUGGUGCCCAAUAUGACUGAAGUGGGCGGAGCCUGUAGGGCCAACAGCAGCGAUCUCAAAUUGACAUCGGAUACAAUCAACAUCACGUUCACGUUCAGCAAUGACGGCAAGAAGUUCCACCUGCACGCUCUGAACGUCACUGUGAUACCAGCCACGGGGGCCACCGUCGUUGCAGCCAAUACCAACAUGUCCAUUUGGGCGGCGGCAGUAGGCAGCUCCUACAUGUGCAACAAGGAGCAGACCUUAAAUGUCACCGACACGCUCACUCUCUACACGUUCGAGCUCCGCGUCCAGCCCUUCGAAGUCAACAAAGGCGAAUUCGCUACAGCCCAUGAAUGUUCACUGGAUGACACCAGCAUCUUAAUCCCAAUCAUUGUUGGUGCCGCCCUGGCCGGCUUGAUUCUCAUUGUAGUGAUUGCUUACGUGAUUGGUCGUAGGAAGACCUAUGUGGGAUAUCAGACCCUCUAAAAAGCAAUCUGUGAUCAUGAAUCUGUGAUAAUUAAUCAAGAACAUAGGUUGAUCCUUGUGUGGGGUGGCGGUCCCAAAGCCUGGCCCUGGAUGGCUAUCUCAGUGCAGUCUUUCAAUUGACGACUGACUUGUACAACUGGAAUAGUCAGACUAUCACCUCCUUACUUCAGCCACUCUUAAGAGCUGCUCUUAGACUUGAGCUUAGUCUAGCUUUGCUUAGGUGUAGACUUGAGCUUAGUCUAGCUUUGCUUAGGUGUAGACUUGAGCUUAGUCUAGCUUUGCUUAGGUGUAGACUUGAGCUUAGUCUAGCUUUGCUUAGGUGUAGACUUGAGCUUAGUCUAGCUUUGCUUAGGUGUAGACUUGAGCUUAGUCUAGCUUUGCUUAGGCUCAGGCAUGAGUAGCUUUAUUCAGGUAAACCUGAAGACUCAAUGCUCUCCAGGACCAGGUUCGACUAUCAUACUGUUGUUUGUGAUUUCUGUUUUGUCUGAUUUGCUUAAUAUUUUCAUUUUUUUUCUCCAUUGUAAAGGAGCAAGUGCAGGAUUAUUUGCCCUCUGUGUUAGCCAGUGCAAACCCUUUGGAACCAGUGAAGGCCUUUAUUUAUGGAAAAUUCUCAGUGAUUGCAUCUGACACAUCUGACAUGCCUUGUAUUACUUGCCGGAGGAUUCUCAUUCAGGAUAGGGGCGCUUUUUAUGAAGUAGCACAUUUCAUAGAAACACCAGUUUAAAGUCCUUGUGCUACAGUUUGCACAUUUUCACGAGGAGCUGUGACAAUUGGGGGCUGUGCCCUUUUCACUAUGAUUCAUGCACUUGCUCCCUACCUCCCUUUGGCAUUCCUUUUUUGUUUCUUUAUGUUCUUAUUGAAUUUGUGUACAUUUUAGUUCAGCCUUUCUUUUGUGUUUUUUUUUCAUCCUCACAAUUCAUCGUAGCAGCGCAACAUUUUGACUGACUUGAACAUUUCACAUUUGCCUCGCUGCUCAAUGAGACAUCAUUGAGUAGCUUUGUUGAUUUGGCUCAGGAACUCUACUAACUAACCAGGAUCAAGGUCUGCUGCUUUGUGCUCUUUCAGCUCGUUACUGAUCAUCCACUAGUCAGUCAGUAGUUUGAAUUUGGAAAUGUGACUUUUUGACUGUGUGGCCGCAACUCGGGUAAAAAGAAAAGGUGGUAUUACUGGCAUAUAGUUCCGUCUCUAAGUUGAUUUGACAAAACGAGGCAUCUGUCGUUUAUAUCCACGCACAGCAGUACUUGACAUAUGGUUGCCACCAAUGUCAGUCUGUCUUUGACUGACUGGCUCACAUUGUGUAGUGUGAAAUCUACCAAGUGUUUAAUUAACUUUGAAAAGUCCAUGCCUAGUUUAAGGAUGUAAAAGACAAACCUGAAAAGAAAGGUAACACAAAACCCCUCCUGUCAUUACAUGUUGGCAUUAGUUAAAAAAAAAAAAGGGAUAGCUGGUUAUUUGCUGUCAUUCAAACCUAUUCUUCGCAGAUGGUGAUUAUUAUUUUUCCUUUUUUCUUCAUUUAAAUGCACUAAAUUGUAAGUAAGUUUGGCAUAAAUUGAAAAUGUGUGCUGCAAUGUUACACCUGUGUAUAUUAUAGCCGUUGCUGCGGUGUUGCUCCUGAAAGCUGCCAGUUAGUAAGGGGGCACUUGUGAACAGGGCUGGGAUCUAUUCCAUUUCAAUUAAGAAAUUCUAAUUCCAAUUUGCCUCGCAACUUUUUCAUGAGGAAAAUUGGAAUUAUAAUUUCAGUUUAAUUCCUAAAUUGACUUAAAUGGAAUUGACUCUAACCCUGCCCAGUUGACUGCUUAAAGUUGCACCAAUCGAUAGAAUAGGAGAAAGGAUGAUUGUCCACAGGAUAUGCAGUACAUGUGUAUAUUGUUGUACUGUUAGAAGGACAGGUGAAAAUGUGUAGUUGCUGUGUAUUAUCGCUUUGUCGUAGUGAGGUGGUCUGCAUGAGACAUGGAGAAAUUUGAUUGCCGCCUUUAAUUUCCAUUGAUCAAUCAGUCAACCCCAAAACAUUUUUUAAGAUGCUGUAUAUGUGAAUGAUUUGCUUUUUUUUCCUUUUCAAAUAUAUUCUUAUUGAUUAUUGCUUUACAUUCCGGUGUGUUGUCUUGGAAAAUUGACUGCUUUUGUACAAAUUCUGUUUGUUACUUUGGUUUUAAAAUUGUAUUUUUUUCUUGA